AUGUUAUCAAUAAUUAUUUUUUGGUACUAUAAUGAUUAUGACAAAGACAAGUUUCUGUUCCAGCACGAAAUAAAUGAUUAUAUUGAAAACUUUUCACUAAAAUCACAAAAAUUUGGAAUUCAAGGUAUUCAAUUUAAGAAUAAUAGUGGCCAUUAUUCCAACGAAUCUACACUAGUAAUUCCAGGUGUCAUUGAGCAUGAUAAAGAAUAUGAAAUUUCUCGAAUAUCAAGUUAUUCAUUUUAUAAAAAAGAGUUUUACAGCCUAAUAUUACCAUCCACAAUUAAAUAUUUAGAAAAUUGUUCUUUUGGAUAUUUAUCUCUUCACACUUUGCUUGACUUGAGUAAAACAUCAAUUGAAUACAUCUCAACUUAUUGCUUCUAUGGCUCAAACAUUCCAGAAAUUAAGUUUCCUGAAAAUAUAAAAAUUCACGAAUGGGCAUUUGUCAAUAUUUCAAUUAUUAAUUUAGAUUUUAUAUAUCCUAGCGCUUUUGAAAAUUGUCUAUUUCUAGAGAGUUUUAUAGUUCAAAAUUGGAACUUAAGAAAAAUACCAGAUUCAUGCUUUAAGAAUUGCCCUGCGUUAAAAUUAAUCACAAUUUCAAAAGAGACCUAUAAACUCAAAACAUUAAUUGUAUCAAAUUAUCUUAAAACUAUAGGUAAUAGAGCCUUCUAUAAUGCUAGCAUCGAGCAUUUAGACUUGAGCAAAUGUUCAAUGCUUUAUAUCACAACAGAAGCAUUUUCAAAUUCCAAACUCAAAUCAAUUAUAUUUCCAGAUGGUGAGGUUUCAAUUUACGAAGGAGCUUUUUCAAAAACUGAGAUUUCUAAUGUUUAUAUCCCUAAUUUAAAGCACAUUCAAAAUUCUGCAUUUGAAGAAUGCAUUAAUUUAACUUCAGUUUAUAUUAAGAAUUCAACAGCCGAAGAUUUACCUCACAGACUAUUUUUUGGUUGCGGAAAAUUAACUACAAUAUCAUUUCCAUCUUCAAUCAUCAGAAUUGGAAAUCAUAGUUUCUCAUGGACAAAUAUUUCAAGCUUUCCUAAUCUUUCAUUACAUUCAAUUGGAUCAUAUGCAUUUUUAGGCUCUCCCCUUGAGGAAUUUAAUUUCGAAAUUCUUGAAGUAUCUAAUAUCAAAGAAUAUUCUUUUGCUAUGACAAAUUUGAAGAGCAUUGAACUUAAUAAGAGAGUUGUACUGAUAGAGAGAAAUGCUUUUGCAGGAAGUAUAUUAUUCAAAAUUAAUAUAUCAUUAACAAACAUCAAAAACCUAGAAAGCCACCAGUUUGAUUUUGUUCAUAAUUUACAGAUUAUCAUUUUACCAAAGAAAUUAGAAGUAAUUUCCGGAUUUUCUUUCAAAGAAACAAAAAUAGAAGAAUUAGUAAUACCACGCUCUUUAUCUUCACUAAAAGAUUAUGCAUUUUCAGGUGCAAAAAAUCUUAAAUAUAUUGAUCUUUCACUUCUAAUGAUUUUCACUAUUCCUAAUUAUUGUUUUGAGAACUGUUAUUCAUUAGAACAAGUUACUUUUCCAUACGUACUUGAAAACAUAGAAUCAUAUGCAUUUUGUCAUUGUUACAAUUUAACACUCUUUGAUUUGUCAAAUACCGUUGUAAGUCAUGAACCAAGCUCAAUAGAUCUUUCUUAUAUUAAAAAAUUAAUAUUACCAUCAUCAAUAUGCAAUUUGAGUAAUUCCUCUUUUGCCAAAAUGCCAAAUGUUGAGGAAAUUGAUCUUUCUCAUACAAAAUUUACUGAAUUACCCGAAAAUUUAUUUUAUAAAUGCCAUAAUCUUAGAAUUAUACAUUUACCAUACAAUGUUCAGACUAUUAGCAAUAGUUACUUUGAAUAUUCAAAAUUUUCUCAAAUCACAAUGCCAAAACAUCUGGUGACUGUGGAUUAUUAUGCAUUCUCUAACUCAAAAGUAGAAAAAUUAGAUUUUUCAAAAACUGAUUGCAAAAAAUUCGGAGCCAAAGCAUUCUUUAAUUGUAGCAUUCGUGAAAGUGUUAUGCCGAAAAGUUUAAUUGAAAUUGGAUCUUGUUGUUUCGAAGCUUCUGGAAUAACAGAGAUUAAAAUUCCAUCCAGAUUUGAACUAAUUGGAUAUGGAGCAUUUUACAACACAAAUUUAAUUAAAUUUGAAUGUGAAAGCAGAAAAUUAACAGAAAUAGAAUCAUAUCUAUUCUGUAAAUGUCCAAAGUUGAUAAGCAUCAAUUUAUGUACAAAUGCAUUAAAAUCUAUUGGACAACAUGCUUUUAGUAAUACACGGAUUCAUAGUUUAAUAUUAACCGAUACAACAGAAAUAUUGUCAGAAUAUAGUUUUGCGCAUUCAAAUAUAGGGAAAUUGUCAUUAUAUAAAUCAUCAAUAACAUCAAUUCCAUAUUGGUGUUUCUAUAACACAAGCAUUUUGGACUUUGAUUUACCAUCGAAUGUGAAAUCUAUUGGUGAUGAGGCAUUUUUCAUGUUUCAUACAACAUCUCUGGUAUUUCCGAAUUCUACUGAAAUAGGAAAAGAUAGUUUUAGCAAUGCAUCAAUUGAAAUAUUUGAAAGUGAUAAAGUAAGUAAACUUGAGGAAGGUGCAUUCAUGGGAUGUUAUGAACUAAAAGAAGUUAAUCUAGAAAAAUCACCAUUAUUAGAAAUUCCGAAGAAUUGUUUCAAAGAUUGUCCAAAAUUAGAGAUUGUUAUACUUCCAUCAUGUUUGACAAGAAAUGGAGAUUUUUCAUUUUGUAACACACUUAUUCAUAACAUCACAAUUCCGAAAACAUGUAUUUAUCUUGGUGUUUCAUGUUUCGAAAAUCUUUUAUCAUUAGAAUCUGUUAACUUUUCAUAUUCUAAUAUUCAUAUUAUCAACAAUUUUUGUUUCAAGAACUGCAAACAACUUCUAUUUUUAACAUGUCUUUUUGAAGUUGAUGAACUUGGUAUUGAAACAUUUUCAAACACAGGAAUCAAAAAUAUUGAACUUGAAAAUCUUUCAUCGAUUGGUUUUGGAUGUUUCAAAGAAUCAAAACUUUCAACAUUUUGUAUCAACAAAUCAACACUUAAACAUAUUCCAAAUGAAUGUUUUUCUUCAUGUGAAUUUUUAUCACACAUCAAACUACCAUCCACAAUUGAAUCUAUUGGUGAAUAUUCAUUUUGUAAUUCUAAACUAUUUGAAGUAGAAUUAUUGGAAAAUACUAACGAAAUUGGACAAUUUUCCUUUAGUAAUUGCAAAGAAUUAAAGAAAGUUGAUCUUUCUAAAACUAAAAUCAAAGUCAUUCAUAAAAAUUGUUUUGAGUUCUGUAGUAAUCUAAAUAGUAUUGAUUUCCCUUUUCAUAUAAUAGAAAUCAAAGAAUUUGCAUUUAAAAACACUGCAAUUUCUGAAAUAAUUUUGCCGGAAACAUUGAAAAAUUUAGGAAAUGAUGUAUUUUCUUAUUGUAAUAGAUUGAUAUUCGUUGAUAUUAAAUCGGAAUCAUUAACAAAAAUACCAUGUCGUGCUUUUGAAAGUUGUAUUCGUUUGAAUAUUGUUAAUCUUCCAAAAUAUAUUGUUGAAAUUGGAGAUUACGCGUUUAAUAAUUGUCCUUUGACUCUUUCUCAGUUACCUACUCAUAUUUCAACAAUUGGAUCGUAUGCAUUGGCUAAUACGAAAUUGAAAGAACUCUUCUUGGAAAAUACUUCUUUGAUUGUUAUAAAAGAAAGAGCUUUUUAUUGUUCUUCGAUUGAGUUGAUUACUUUGCCUGAUACUUUGUGUGAAGUUGCAAACAACGCGUUUGAAGGAGACAAAGUAACUAUUAUAUAUUACGGAAACAAAACAUUUGAUGGUAAUUUUACUGGUGUUUCCAAAGUCUUUCUUCCAAAGUCUAAUAACAUGAAAAUUAACUUUGGAAAUGUUGUUUCUAGAAAAGAAAAAUCUAAUAUGUAUGAGAUUUUUGUUAUUUUGGCAUUUCUACUUGUUUUGUUUGUUGUUUUUUAUAUUGCUAAGUUGUGCAAAUCUCAGAAUAAGCCAAAGGUUGAUGAUACUGAGAUAUUGAUAGCAAAAGAUGCUGAUUAA
Messenger RNA from Trichomonas vaginalis G3, 4002 nucleotides. RefSeq names its product antigen BSP-related family. The record is from RefSeq and is a predicted model, not a curated record. NCBI's taxonomy places the organism in Eukaryota, Parabasalia, Trichomonadida, Trichomonadidae. The coding region runs from base 1 to 4002 and encodes 1333 amino acids. The transcript has a single exon.